AUGGAAGAUCAAAUGUGUCAGUGUUUCAGUGUUGGUUUAGGUGUCUCGUUCGAUGGGAUACUUCAAGCAUUCACUCAGCAGCUCAUCUUUCGUUGUCAUCUUGCUGAUUUUUUCCUGAAUGUUUCGGAUUUCGUCCAGCACAAUCGUUUCAAUGCUCACAAAUCCCUUCCCCCUUCUUUCCUCUAUGAAGAUACGACACCUGCAUAUAGAAAUGGUUGGUUUGAAGCAACAUCUAUUAAUAAUGCAUCGAUUGGAUACAUCUACCAUAAUAGCGAUGAGCUUGCAACAGAAGAAUAUUACGGUUAUCAUGACAUUUAUAGCGGUGGCGGAUAUGUUUUACCUUUAAAUGGAUCUUCAUCAGGUCUUUUGGAAAUUUUCAAUCAACUCGAAAGAGAACAUUGGUUUGAUGACAAUACUAGAGCGAUAUUCCUGGACAUUGUCACGUAUAAUGCGCAAGCGAAUCUUUUUGGUGUAAUUCGACUUGUGAUUGAAUCACCUCCGUUCGGUCGUGUGUUUCCCUCGGUUACGAUUGAUGUGGUAAGAUUAAUAAAUUGCGACGAUAAACACGGAAUCUAUAUUAUGUUUUUCGAAGUCAUAUAUUUAAUUUUUGUUGUUGUAACGGUCAUAAAGGAAGUUUUCUUCGGUGUUCGAGAAAAGCUUGUAAGUUAUUUAUCAUCUUUUUGGAAAUUCAUCGAUUUAAUUAUUUGCGUUAUGGCUGUAAUUUCAGGUUUCAAUUAUUUACGACGAGAUUUUUCAAUUAUGGAGAUAAUAAAAAAACUUGAUGAAACAAAUGGAAAUACAUAUAUAAGCAUCGACCAGCAACGUCUCUAUGAGCACAAUUAUAUAAAAAGUGUUGCAUUUGUUGUCGCUUUAGUUUGUAUGAAAAUUAUGAACGUCUUCAGAUUCAAUCGUCGUAUUGCUGUAUUUUCAUUGACCUUAUCACGUUCAAAAACAGCUAUGGUUAUUUUUGGUUCAUUACUUGUCAUUGUUAAUAUGGCCUUUGAUAUGUCCCUAUGUGUAUUAUUGUCACCAUAUAUGUUUUCAUAUCGCACCAUGUCGAAUGUCGUAAUGACAACUAUUGCAUCGUUAUUAGGAAAACUUUCAGCCGCUGAUGUCUUACGCGAAUCCACAUGUGGUGGUAUAGUUUAUUUCAUCUUCAUGACCAUUGGUACUCUCUUUUUAUUAAAUGUAUUUGUGAUGAUGGUGCUGUUUGAAUUCGAAGGGGCACGACAUGAUCCGAAACAUCAGUCGAACGAUUAUGAAGCUAUGGAACACAUUAAGGCCAAGGCAUUAACUGCAUUUAAUGGAUUCAAGCGACAUCAUUUACCUAAUCUUGGUUUUCAUCACAUUUACCACUCAUCCUCCGCAAUUGAUCGAUUAGAAGCUAAGGUGGAAUUAAUGUUCGAUCGCAUAAACAAAUUAUUGCAUUACGUUAACAAGAAAAAUAAUUCCAUAAAUAUUGGAAACAAGGGCGAAAAACGAUUCUAA
This is a messenger RNA of Dracunculus medinensis (Guinea worm), 1488 nucleotides long. The record is from the annotation of a GenBank genome assembly. NCBI's taxonomy places the organism in Eukaryota, Metazoa, Nematoda, Chromadorea, Rhabditida, Dracunculidae.